Aedes albopictus (Asian tiger mosquito) is the source of this 4310-nucleotide messenger RNA. RefSeq names its product retinoid-inducible serine carboxypeptidase-like. Gene Ontology annotation, molecular function: serine-type carboxypeptidase activity. NCBI's taxonomy places the organism in Eukaryota, Metazoa, Arthropoda, Insecta, Diptera, Culicidae. The record is from RefSeq and is a predicted model, not a curated record. Gene Ontology annotation, biological process: proteolysis. The transcript has 4 exons. Bases 864 to 2183 code for a protein of 439 amino acids.
UCGAAAAUUCCCAAUUUUAGCGUGACGUAAUUAAUGGAUGCUCCCUAAAAAAACGUUUGGAAGAAAGCUUAGUGCAAGAAAAAACGGAAUUUCUAAUAGAAAUUCAACGUGCACCGAAAUAGCUUCGUAUCACGAGUUGAAAUAUGCUGGAAAAUGGACGGGAGCCUCGGCGGACAAACAUGAGGUGAUUGAAAGAUGGAUGCAGCAGCACAUCAAUCAGUACCUGGACGGUGCGGAGAACGUGGAUGCGGGAACCAAUACAACGCAGGAAACGACAACGUCAAGGACGGAUAUGAAACAACUCCAAUGUAGAGGACGGGGAUGUCAUCUACCAGCUCAAAAAUAACAACGCAGGUGGUAAGGAUGGUAUCGUAGCUGAACUUAACAAGACAGGCAAAGAAAAGUUGGCCCAUGCGCCUACUUCCGUUGUCGCACAAAGAUACGCGCGUAAGAAGGUAUGGAAAAUAACGAAAAUCCAGAUGAGCUUUUCCGAUAGCGUUCCGCUACCAGCCCUGCACAAGUUUCACUAUAUUCAUUCAUUAAAAUUCGGCGUGCUGCCAUGCCGGUCAGCAAUCACGUGCUUUCAGAGCGUCGAACUUCCCGAUAAAUCAAAUCGCUGGGUGACAUUUCCAAUAUGCAAAGCUUCUGUUCUAAGGCGCGCAAAUGUAACGCAGAAGCGAUUAACGAGACACUACAGGUAAUUAAUGAUACCUGCGUGUAGAUAGAGAUACUACCGCUUAGAACUGAGAUGUUCGUUGUGAAAUCGUUGAGAGCAGUAUAAAAGAAAUUACUUAUCGUUGGGGUGUGUUGAUUAAAUCGGGUGCAGGAUAACUGCACAGUUCAAAUCUACGUGCGUCGUGAUAAUGUUAAAAUAUUACAUUAUAAUUCUCUGCAUUUUUCAAGCAACAGGGGUUCAAUACCAUGGAUUCGGACCAGGUCAGCAGGAUUGGGGCUUUGUCGAAGUACGACAGGGAGCUCAUAUGUUCUGGUGGUUGCUCUACGUUGCUGAGCUGAGCGUUGACCACUAUUCUGAACGGCCGAUUGUAAUUUGGCUGCAAGGUGGACCUGGUGGAUCUUCAACCGGUUAUGGAAACUUUGAAGAAAUCGGACCUGUGGAUCUGGACUUGCACGAAAGACCGCAUACAUGGGUCAAGAACUGCAACGUUUUGUUCAUCGACAAUCCGGUUGGAACUGGUUUCAGCUAUGUGGACGAUCCAUCAUUGCUAUCAAGCAAUAACGAACAGAUUGCUCAAGAUUUGGUGACCUUGAUGAAGCAGUUUUACGACGUCUUCCCAGAGUUUAGGGAAACACCCUUGCACAUUUUCUCGGAAAGCUACGGCGGGAAAAUGGCGGUCCAAUUCGCAUAUCAACUUGAUCGAGCUGUUAAAGAUCGUUCGAUAGUCAGUAACUUGCGAUCUGUUGCUUUAGGAGCCCCAUGGAUUUCUCCGGAAGAUUCGAUUAUGUCCUGGGGGGAAUUUCUCCUAAACCUUGGGUUCGUGGACACCAAAGGCCACGCGGUGAUUCAAAAAGCUGCAGAAAGCAUUCAAACACUAAUCCGCAACAACCAAACCAAAGCAGCAACUGAUAUUUGGAAAAAUAUGCAGCAAGUAGUGACGAAAGAGGCCAUUGGGAUCGAUUGUUACAAUGUAUUGACUCCUCAGAAGUUCGCAAGUGCAUCGCUCGUCAAAGAAGUUGAUGAAGUUUUACAAUACGGUGUAGAUGACCUUCAUAUUGUGCAUGCAACGGAUAAUUUGCACAAGUUAGAUCAACUGAUGCGAGGCCCCGUUGGCACUGCAUUAGGUAUUUCAAGCCAUGUGCUAUGGGGCUCUCAAAAGGAUAUGGUUUUCGACGCUUUACACGAGGAUUUUAUGAAACCAACAACGAAAGUGGUAGAAAAGCUACUCAAUGACACGGAUCUCAACAUAAUUAUCUACACCGGACAGUUGGACCUGGUGGUGUCUACUCCCGGAACGGUUCGAUGGGUUGAAAAACUGAGGUGGCCUGGGCGCGAAGGUUACCUCAGUGCACCGCGAGAAGGAAUCGGCUACAAAGGAGUAUUGGAAGGCUACGAAAAAUGCUACGAUAAGCUAUCAAUGUACUGGAUAAAUAGGGCUGGACACAUGGCUCCUGUUGACAAUCAUCUAGCAGUGCAAUAUAUAUUGGAGAAACAUGUCCUAGUUUGAAAUGUGUGGUGUUUCUUUGCGAAAGAAAAUCAUGAUUAUGAACGUUAAGCCGUCAGAGAGCAAUUAUCAUAACAAUCAUCUAUUUUCGGCUAAAACAACAGGCAUAUCUGUUUGAUUAUACUAGAACUAACAAUCUCGCCGACAGUACAGAAAAAUCGAACGAGCAACCCUUUCGGGAGUCGCGAAAAACCUUUUUGAUUCAAGAUUAUCAACUGGUAUAUGCAUAUGUAGUGUUAAAAUCAUGGUAAAAACCGACCAAACCAAAAACCAUUUUCUAGCAACCAUUCCCUCGAAAGCUUUUAAUGACAUAUUUUGAGAAUAAGGUUGCAUUCCGGAAUGCUGAGAAAUGUUUAUCUGGAGAAUUGGAAUGGAUCAUUAUGAGAAACAAAAGCCUAGGGUUUGUUUUUUUUUUUGGGAAUAGUGGUCUGGCAUAGAACUCAAUAAAUAAUAAUGCCGUUUGGAAUCAAAAAAUAAAAAAUUAAAAAAAAAUCACCAAGGAUCAACAAAGGAGAAUUACAGCGUUUUUUAUCUUCCAACAGUCCCUAACCUUACAAUAUUCAAAAUAAUAAGAACAUGGAUGGAGUGGACACACAUUUGCGCAAAAAUAUGUACAUUUUUUUCAUAAUGUAUGAUAUUUAUCAAAAAGCUAUUAUUAGCACAGUGUAUAGUUAGCUUGUCGUUCCUGAGCACAUAACUAAAAACACACGAAUUUAAACAUCCCUAGUAAGAUGAAUAGAUACCCGCCCUCUAUUUAUAAAUAGCUUUAGUUUUGAUGAGGGUGUUUCCUGUACUCUUAGCAGCAAUCUUGCGGGUCAUGUAAGGCUAUUUCGGACAGAAGUAGGAUGUCAUCGAGUCAAUAGACUGCAAACUCAAUUGGGUAUGACGAACAGCUGUAUUUAUGUGACAACCAAAUGUGUAACCAAACAAGAAAAAGAUACAAGUAACUCACUUUGCUUGCUCUUCAGAACAAUUACCUGCAUUCACCACAGUAGGAAAAUUUUCAAUUUCCCUAACGCUGGUUGCAUUACACGUCAUCUGGAUGCAAACAAAACGAUGUGUAAACUCAGAAAAAAAAAUGAGAUCAUAAACACUACUGCUGUAGAUGGAGCCAUCAUCACCGUGCACUCUGGGAGAGAUCCUUAAACGGAAAGCUGCUUCGUUUGCAGUGUCGGUUCGGCAGUCGGAUUCUAGACAUCCUGCUACUAGCGUUCUGCUGCGCUGCGAUUGAACGGAACAAACUUUUGCACACUGACACAUUUUUUUCUUUAUUCCUAUCUAGAAUAAGUGAAUCUAAUCAGUGUUCGAAAUUUAUUCAGGUGAACAAUUGGAAAUAGAUUGCAGUGACAUAGAAAAUAAAAGAAUGUACUUUGAUGUUUUUAGAGCAGUACCGUUGAGAUAAAAACUGUUGCUUCAUGUAAUGUGCAAUAUAGGUGUAGAGAAAGAAUGGUAUCUUAUUGUACUAAAUUAUGUUAUUGGAUAAUCUGUUUGUUUAUAGGAGGAUGUAUUUGAACGUUCUCGUAAGACUACGGAAUUAAUAAACCCUUGACUACACACAUUUUCUCAUUAAUAUGUUUAUUAUUAUAUGGAUUGCGUGUAUAACACUGUGACACGCAUUAUGUGAGUGACAAAAGUAAUCAAACAGUAGUAAAUAAAAACCCAAAUAAUUUACAUGUAACGCAUUCUUGAUACAAUCUCACCUUGGGUUCACACUCCGUCAUCAUGUUUCGUGUCCUUGUUUGGUUUGCCUGCAUUACAGGAGGGAGGAGUCCUUUCAGAAACUGCUCUCCAGUCACUUUUUGCCAUUGAUCGAUUCACUGUUUUUAUCUUUGCUUGAAACUGUCUUCUGAACUGUUCUAUGUUUGGCUUUUCUGAGUUUAUCAUUAUCACCUUUAAAAGUGUCUUUGCUUGCUCGUCUGUUACUAUUGUUCAUUUUUCUUUGCUUCUGUUUUGGGUAUUUACUGGACUAUUAAACCACAAGAGUAUGAUAACGAGACUGAGAACUUUGUAGUGUUUUUGUUGUGUUUGAUUCUUCACUGUUCCACAAUUUCCAACGGUUCCGAACGUGCCGAUUUGAUCACCACACUAGGCGACGUUCCUUUUUUGGGGGGAGGCAAUCGAAUUACACAC